Molecule: messenger RNA, 2490 nt
Organism: Ixodes scapularis (black-legged tick)
Lineage: Eukaryota; Metazoa; Arthropoda; Arachnida; Ixodida; Ixodidae
Exons: 3
Coding region: 1-2490 (829 amino acids)
Molecular function (GO): nucleic acid binding; zinc ion binding
Source: RefSeq, a predicted model, not a curated record
AUGGAUAGGCUGAAACAGAAGCGAAAAGCCCUGCGUUCACAGGUAACAAAGCUGCUGACAGAAAUCGAUACAGCUACCCAAACCGAAGUGCCGAUUGAGGAAGAGCUCAACGUCUUACUGACUCGUCUCAACGCGCUACAUGGUCAGCUUACCGAAACGGACUCUGCCCUCGAACCAUUGUUGGCAGCAAGUGACAUCGAGCAAGAGUAUGCUCGGACCGUCGAGUACAGCGAUCGUAUCGUCACCUACUCGGCAAGACUGACCUUCAAAGCGCGGACCCUACACGAAAGAGCGAGUACAAGCGGUCAAGAAAUUACAACAAACCACCGCAGUCCCACUUUGUCAGUCAAGGUCAAGCUACCAGAACUUGAACUCUUGAAAUUCAACGGACAACGUCAACAAUGGCAGCCCUUCUGGGAGCAGUUCGAGCAGGUCAUCCAUGGUAACCCAGAACUGUCAUCGGCCGAGAAGUUCCACUACCUCAGAUCGGCGUUGUCGGGAGAGGCUGCUGCAGCGAUUGCCGGAUUGCCACCAACGGCCAGCUGUUAUGAAGAUGCGCGGGAGAUCAUAAAUUCCCGUUACGGCGACGAGGCGCUGCUAGUAGAUGACCACAUGAUGAAACUAGCAGAACGGCAGCCAGUUCGGACCUCGGAAGACGUCCGAGGACUACGACGACUACACGAUGACCUCCAAGCGCAUAUAAGAGGACUCAAGUCUCUAGGGGUUAACGAAGAUUCUUAUUCGACUCUCCUUUGCCCCCUUGUACUUCGGCUGAUUCCAGAAGGUCUUGUGCUAACCUUCAACAGAAAUGUCGUUCGGAAGAAAGAACAGCGUCGCCCGGAAGAUGAGGCUGUAAACGCGGCUGGCGAAGGAAACCAACACGUUGUAGAACAGUCCCAGCUAAGGCAACUACCAUCACUUAUGCAAUUUCUGAGAAUUGAAGUUGAAAGGCCGCGACACUUCUACAGAAAUGACAAGCAGAGCUGUGUUUUCUGCAAAUCAGCAGACCACGAGACAGAGCUGUGCACAACAACGAUAGGUCUUCCCGAGAAGAGGAAGAUUUUAACGAGCUCGGGAAGAUGCUUUAGGUGCACGAAGAAAAACCACCUUGCCAAACAGUGCAGGAAAAACAUUUCUUGCUCCAACUGCCAAGGUCGACACGCAUCAGUCAUGUGUGACCCAACGUUCUUGUCAAGCUCAAGAGACGACAAAGGCAGACAAGAGAAAAAACUGACCUCUGCUGGUCCAGUGGCCCUACAAUCUACGAUUAAAGACGGGGUCAACAAAACCGUCCUCCUGCAAACAGCGACAGUGUGGAGCUUGGGACUGAAACAGCGCAUCCUUGUAAGAGUGCUAUUCGACGGCGGAAGCCAGAGGUCUUUUUUCACAGAAGUACUCUCACGAAAGCUCAGAUGCAAGCACCUGGGAAACGAAAGACUGACGGUAGGAGCAUUUGGCGACCACACGACAGAACAAAACUUUCGCAGAGUUCUUGUGACUCUUGAAAAUCAGAGAGGUGAAGUUUUCCGUUUGGAAGCACUUGAGACAAGCCGUAUUUGUGGUCAACGAUUGCCCUAUCCAAGAGAAGAAUUGCGUCCCCAACUGAAAAAAAUGGGAUACACGGCCGCGGACUUCUGCGAAGCUGAGGGACCCAACGGCGUGGACAUACUGAUUGGAGGCGAUUGCUAUUGGAACUUCGUCACGGGCCAAGUUAGGAGACUCGACGGAAAACUUCGAGCAAUCGAGACGUCUCUUGGCUGGACCGUACACGGUCCAACAGAACUUUCAGCAUCUGUCAUGAAGAGCUCACAGAUGGUCGUUCUCAACGCAAUGACAAACAACAUGGAUGCAUCUGAAAUAAUGCAAAGGUUAUGGAAGCUUGAAUCGAUUGGUAUAACCGACGAACCUCAUUCUGAGACAGAACCCGUGAUCGCGUCUUACAAAGAAACAGUUAAGAAGAUCGGUCUUCGGUACGAGGUGGCCCUCCCGUGGAAACCCGUAGUGAACUUAGACGAUAACAAACAAGUUGCGGGAGUUUUCAAGGUGCUGGGACUAACGUGGAACCCUGCCACAGACCUCUUAACAUUUGCACCAGACGAUGUUCUGAACUUCGUAGAGAAGCACUCAGACACAAAAAGGUUUGUCCUACAGACUACAGCCAGACUCUACGAUCCCCUAGGAUUCUUCGCGCCAUUUGUCGUGCGAGCAAAGAUCCUAUUUCAACAAAUCUGGAAACAGAAGAUGGAGUGGGACGACCUACUGCCUCUUGACCUGCGCAGUGAAUGGCACCGAUGGUGUGCGGAUCUUCCAUUGCUAUGUGACGUCAUGGUGCCACGUUUCUACAGACGGGGAAUAGAGGGAGUGACGAUCAGGACAAACCUGCACAUCUUUGCCGAUGCAAGUCCUCAGGCGUAUGGAGCCGUAGCAUACGUAACUAUGACGAAUGAUCCCGGCUCCACGACAUCCACGAUCCUGCUUUGCAAGUCUUGA